This is a messenger RNA of Closterium sp. Yama58-4, 414 nucleotides long. The record is from the annotation of a GenBank genome assembly. Lineage: Eukaryota; Viridiplantae; Streptophyta; Zygnematophyceae; Desmidiales; Closteriaceae.
AUGUUAUCCCAGUUGCCAUCAUCAAUAGGUGUCGCCUCCCACCCCCCAUUGUCAUCCCCAUACCCGUCAUCAUACCCCCCAUCAAUUCCCCCUUUCCCUCCCCCUUUCCCUCCCCCUUUCCCGCUUCCUGUUCCUCCUCCCCCUAUCCCUCCCGCUUUUCCUCCCCCUUUUCCUCCUCCUUUCCCUCCCUUUUUUCCACUAACUGCCAGUUUACUCGCUUCCCCCAAUUUCCUUCCGCUGACCUGGGGAGGUUGGGGGCGUUGGGGUAAAAGUGGGGUAGACGAGGAGGAGGAGGAGGAGGAGGAGGAGGAGGAGGAGGAGGAGGAGGAGGAGGAGGAGGAGGAGGAGGAGGAGGAGGAGGAGGAGGAGGAGGAGGAGGAGGAGGAGGAGGAGGAGGAGGGGACGGCACUGUGA